Molecule: messenger RNA, 2227 nt
Organism: Pseudopodoces humilis (Tibetan ground-tit)
Lineage: Eukaryota; Metazoa; Chordata; Aves; Passeriformes; Paridae
Source: RefSeq, a predicted model, not a curated record
ACAUGGCUCUGGGCAGGUCACUCUGGGGGAGAUGAUCUCACCCAGCAACCCCUGUUAUGGCUGGGGUGGGAUAGGGAAGGGUAGGCAUUGGUGAUCCCAUGCUUAGCAAGUCCUGUGCCUCAGCUUCUCUGGGAUAAAAGGGAGGAGACAGGGCAGGAUACGGUUUUUGGGACCAAAGCCAUCAAGAGCUGCCACGGCACCAUCUCCGAAUGGGACACCCACGAGAAGCCCUGUCCUGAUUCACCCUCCUGGUUCCCCCACAAGCCCCUCCUCUCCUUCCAGCCCCUCUGCCGCCAUGGUGGGUCUGAAGGCGCCUGAGGUGCCCCCGACGGCCGCCAUGAAGUUCAUCAGCGCAGGGAUGGCCGGCUGCAUCGCUGACCUGUGCACCUUUCCCCUGGACACCGCCAAAGUGCGGCUGCAGAUCCAGGGCGAGGUGAGGAUCCCCUGGACCACGGGCUCUGUGGAGUACCGGGGUGUUUUGGGGACGCUGAGCACCAUGGUGAGGACGGAGGGAGCCCGCAGCCUCUACAGCGGGCUCGCAGCAGGGCUGCAGCGCCAGAUGAGCUUCGCUUCCAUCCGCAUCGGCCUGUACGACUCUGUGAAGCAGCUCUACACCCCCAAGGGUGCUGAGAACACAGGCAUGGCUGCGAGGCUCCUGGCUGGCUGCACCACGGGGGCUGUGGCUGUGGCCUGUGCCCAGCCCACCGACGUGGUCAAGGUCCGGUUCCAGGCCAGUGGGGCCCUGUCAGACAGUGCCCGCCGGUACAGUGGCACCGUGGACGCCUAUUGCACCAUCGCCAGGGAGGAGGGGAUCCGCGGGCUCUGGAGAGGGACGCUGCCCAACAUCGCUCGCAAUGCCAUCAUCAACUGCGGGGAGCUCGUCACCUAUGACCUCCUCAAGGACGCGCUGCUGCGGGCACAGCUCAUGACAGACAAUGUCCCGUGCCACUUUGUGGCCGCCUUUGGGGCCGGGUUCUGUGCCACAGUGGUGGCAUCACCGGUGGACGUGGUGAAGACACGGUACAUGAACGCCAGCCCCGGGCAGUACCGCAAUGCCCUGAGCUGCCUCCUGGCCCUGCUUAUGCAGGAUGGCCCCGCCGGCCUCUACAAGGGCUUCGUCCCGUCCUUCCUGCGGCUGGGCUCCUGGAACGUGGUGAUGUUUGUGUCAUACGAGCAGCUGCAGCGUGCCAUGGCGCUGGCACGGCCGGCCCUGGCCUGAGCCCCUCGGCGCCUCUCGCCAGCCCAGCGAGGAUCAGCAUCAAUUAUAUUAAUUGCCAAAGCGCCGGGGAGCAGCGAAGCCGCACGCUCGGGGAGGGACCAGAGAGACAGAAGGAGGAAAGGAUGCUGUUUGAGGAGAAACAUGGCAGAAUGGAGGUUUUCAGAGAAGAGUUUUAAAGGAUGAAGGAAAAAAUGUUUGUUGGCUUUCCACCUGGGAAGAACUUCCCAAGGGCAGUGGUGUAGGCAGGCAGGACCAAGCUGAGGGCCAGAGAAUUCCUGUUAUUCCUUACUGGCGCUUCCAUUAAACCGCCCCUAUGGGGUCUGAUCACAGCGUGGCUCAGGGUUUCUUUACAUUUUUGGGGUGUUAGGGUCAUUGUCCCAGCUCUACAUGUGACACCAGUCAAGCUGACAUUCUCUAUCAUUUUUGGUGCACUGAACAAUUUCCCAGUGAUCUCUAAUUAUCCAGGUCUGUCACAAUCACGAAUAGCAGCUCCACCUUUUGCCCUGCUCAGGCAGCAGAUCCUUGACCCACGUCAAUCAUUCUAAAGCCUCAAAUGGUCCCUUUAUAGGAGAGUGAAAAGGUACAUCCUAUGCAGGAGAGGAUGCAGAAUUCCCUUUUCCUGCUUUUCCAGCAUAAAAGCUGGUAAUUGUUUUCUUCCCACGGGUAACUUGCAGGAACAAGAUUGCCUCUCCACCUGUAGCAUCCCCAUUUGUUGCAGACACUAGUUCUAUUUCAAAGACUCCCAUCAGAAAAUUGAUUACUGUUAUAAGAAGCAAAUUCCCAAGGCGGUUUUUACUCCAGUGAUGGCUGGAAGGAGCGAGUGGUGCCUGCAGGUGAGCAGCCAGAGGGGAGGGAUGGAUCCACAGAGGGACCUUUGUGUGUGGCCUUUCAGCACUGACACAUGGGACCCGACUGCUGUGUGGGACGAGUUUAUCCCGGGACUUGAGGCUCUCUGGGAUCAUGUUUCAUGGAAUAAAGCUUGUGCCGCGUUCCCAGCUGCGAUUAAAA